UCACUAAUAAACGAUCGGCCAAUGAGGCGUCAGUUUACUGUCGCGUGGUUGCCAGGGAGGGAAAAGUUCCGCUGCUGUUCGCGGGCUGACAUGACAGACGGCAGUAAACUCAUCAUGGACGUAGAGAUGGUGGAGGCUGAGCAAAAGCCGACAGAGAGCGGGCAGAAGGUGGACACUGGAGCCGGGGAAGCUUCGACUAAAAGCUCCGGCGUCACCUACGAGCUGCCCUGGGUGGAGAAAUACCGUCCGGUGAAGUUGAACGAGAUCGUGGGGAACGUGGAGACGGUGAGCCGGCUGGAAGUGUUCGCCAGAGAGGGAAACGUCCCCAACAUCAUCAUCGCAGGUCCUCCCGGCACAGGAAAGACCACCAGCAUCUUGUGUUUGGCCCGAGCUCUGCUGGGAGCCUCCAUGAAAGACGCCGUGCUGGAGCUCAAUGCCUCAAACGAAAGGGGAAUCGACGUGGUGAGGAACAAGAUCAAGAUGUUUGCUCAGCAGAAAGUCACACUACCCAAAGGACGACACAAGGUCAUCAUCCUGGACGAAGCAGACAGCAUGACAGACGGAGCUCAGCAGGCGUUGAGGAGGAUCAUGGAGAUCUACUCAAAGACGACACGCUUCGCUCUCGCCUGUAACGCCUCGGAUAAGAUCAUCGAGCCGAUCCAGUCUCGCUGCGCGGUGCUGCGUUACUCCAAACUGACCGACGGACAGAUCCUGGCGCGGCUGCAGGAAGUGGUGGAGAAGGAGCGUCUGUCGGUGUCUGACGACGGGCUAGAGGCCAUCAUCUUCACCGCCCAGGGAGACAUGAGACAGGCCUUGAACAACCUGCAGUCCACGAACUCCGGCUUCGGCUACAUCAACAGUGAGAACGUCUUCAAAGUGUGCGACGAGCCUCACCCUCUGCUGGUGAAAAGCAUGCUGGGACACUGUGUGGACGGGGACAUCGACAAGGCCUACAAGGUGGUGGAGCAGCUGUGGGCGCUGGGCUACUCUCCAGAGGACAUCAUCGGAAACAUCUUCAGGGUCUGCAAGACGUGCCAGAUGCCCGAGUACCUCAAACUGGAGUUCAUCAAGGAGAUCGGCUACACUCACAUGAGGGUGUCUGAAGGUGUGAACUCCCUGCUGCAGAUGGCCGGUCUGCUGGGUCGACUCUGCAGCAAGACGGCGCCCCCUGCUGCCAGCUGAACCUCCUUUAAAACCUGCCGCUGCCUCACGGACUCGGAUGUGUUUGAUGCUGACGGAGCUACAGUUAACGCUCCUUCAUUUACACCUGGUGAAGAUGUUUUUGAUGUGAUCGGAGCUUCAGUUUGUUGCACUUGUUUCAACAUCACAGCAGACAUUUUGUUUCCGUCUGUGGAAGCAAAACAACAAACUAGAGACAAUAAAUCAUCUUUGAUCAGUGUCGACA
Molecule: messenger RNA, 1405 nt
Organism: Cottoperca gobio
Lineage: Eukaryota; Metazoa; Chordata; Actinopteri; Perciformes; Bovichtidae
Gene: rfc2
Product: replication factor C (activator 1) 2
Exons: 6
Coding region: 22-1182 (386 amino acids)
Biological process (GO): DNA repair; DNA-templated DNA replication
Cellular component (GO): DNA replication factor C complex; nucleus
Molecular function (GO): ATP binding; ATP hydrolysis activity; DNA binding
Source: RefSeq, a predicted model, not a curated record